AAUCAACCCUGAACCUUGCACAUCUGGAAUUAAAACAGGCCAUCUUUAGAAGAUGGGUAUAGGCAUUCUAGACACCUUAACCAUUGCAUCUUGCACCUCUUUAACGCUUCAAUUCAUAGAUCCUGUAAGCGUUCCUAAUGCUAGUAAAUGCGCUGUAUUGUCCUUCCUGUGCACUUGGGAGGCGGUUCUCUCUCACACACACUGCCCCCUUAAGCACUUUGCUUACGGUUAUGAAAGGGAAAUACUGCUUACUUCUGUUAGUGUUGUGGAAAAGAGUCUGUGGCAGUGUUGUACAUGUUAAAAUAAUCCCGUUAGAAAGGCGUUUUCGGGUGGAUUAAAUGGCACGGGUCAUUUUUUUCAUACGGAAGUGAUAACCUUAUCAGCUGUGUGUCAGUGGAUUAAUCUGGAGCUCUGACAUGGACUUGCAGUUUUUAGUGUUUCUUCUGAACGGGGAGUUAUUUCUGUGCGCGUCUUUAUCUGAGGCUGUGAGCGCUUCACUGAUGCCCAGAGAUGCCGAGGGCUUUCUUGAGAAAUAUGGCUACCUCCAUGAGCAGGAUCACACACACAGUGCAGACAAAGUCACAUCAGCUGUCAGGCAAUUUCAGUGGUUGUCCCAUCUGCCCAUCACUGGUAGACUGGACAGUACCACGUUGUUGAAGAUGGUAUCACCACGCUGUGGGGUGAAAGACAGAGGUAGCAAUGAAGCCUGGGCACGGCGAGUUAACUCUGUUUUUACAGGGCAAAGUCAACAGCACCUUCGCAAGAAACGCUACACUCGACCAGGAGGGAAAUGGUACAAGCAGAACCUGACAUACCAGAUAGUGAACUGGCCGCGCCAUCUCUCCCACGGUCCUGUGCAGCUAGCAGUGCGAAUGGCUUUCCAGCUCUGGAGCAAUGUUUCAGGAUUGGUUUUCCAUGAAUUGAGUGACGGACCAACAGACAUCCGGCUGGCUUUCUACGAGGGCGAGCACAAUGAUGGCACCAGCAAUGCCUUUGAUGGACCAGGUGGUGCGCUGGCGCACGCUUUUUUCCCAUGCCGCGGUGAGGCUCACUUUGAUAAAGCUGAGCGCUGGACUCUGAGUGGUCACAAAGGUCAUAACCUUUUCCUGGUCACUGCUCAUGAAAUUGGCCACACACUGGGAUUAGAGCACUCACCAGUCCGUCACGCUCUCAUGUCACCAUAUUAUAAGAAGCUUGGUCGCAGUCUACUGCUGAGCUGGGAUGACAUUACAGCUGUGCAACAAUUAUAUGGUAAACCAUCUGGAGGUGCAGUGGUGCAGAUCCCAAGCCAAGAUCUUAGCUGGGCCAUGCAAGAUUGGGAGUUAUCUGACGAGCCUAUGGGAGAUCUUACCUGGCCCCAUUAUUGCAGGAACACAUUUGAUGCAAUCACGAUGGAUGGGAACGGCACAGUGCUAGUCUUCAGAGGUGGUCUGUUCUGGACAGUGACAUCUGGGGGUAAUGUAAGUGCUCCACUUCCUCUGAAGCAGCGUUGGCCUCAGCUUCCAUUCGCCAUCGAGGCUGCUGCCUUCUCUCCACUGGAUGGCAAACUUUACUUUUUCAGUGGCAAACACAUAUGGCGAUAUUCAGGCCCUGCUUUGGACCUUGGCUUCCCCAGGAAGAGCAGCGAGUGUGACAUGCCGCGACACCCAGACUGCGCCUUCUUCUAUGCUCCUCUAGGACACAUGGUGGUCUUUAAAGGCUCACGUUACUUUGUGUUAAACCUGGAGACACUGCACUCUGAGCCAUACUACCCUAGAGGCCUUGCUGAUUGGAAGGGAGUGCCACGGCGGGCCAACGGUGCCGUAACAAGAGCCGAUGGAAGGCUUUAUUUUUUCCGUGAACAGCAGUACUGGAGGUUUGAGCCAAGGAAACUACGAGUCACAGCAAGCGGACGAUGGACAAAGAAGCUGGCAUGGACUGGCUGCCAUAAAACUCCCUCAAAUGAUGUGCUGUGACCAGAUUCCAUACUAAAGUGAAAUAUUCUCUAACAGAAUAGAGCAGAGCUACGUGCAAGUCAACAGACAUGUGACUUUUUAUUCUGUCUGGUGCUAAAUGGAUGCUGUCAUAUGAUGGGGCAAGAGGACAACUUACAGUAUGUAUAAUCAUGAGGUAUGAGUCUAGAACAAAUGUAUAGAACAAAAUGUGAUUUGAAUUUAAUUUUCAUGCUACUAUAAUAUGGAAAUAUGUGUAUAUGUAUGUGUAACUGUACAUAGCACAUUGUAAUUAGCAUAAGAAUAUUUUUUUUGAUAUUUUACAUGAACAGAACAAAUAACUUCUUAUACCUAUUAAAGAUACCUGACUCCACCUGA
Messenger RNA from Ictalurus punctatus (channel catfish), 2309 nucleotides. It is a transcript of the gene mmp28, whose product is annotated as matrix metallopeptidase 28. NCBI's taxonomy places the organism in Eukaryota, Metazoa, Chordata, Actinopteri, Siluriformes, Ictaluridae. Bases 417 to 1955 code for a protein of 512 amino acids. Gene Ontology annotation, biological process: collagen catabolic process; proteolysis; extracellular matrix organization. The record is from RefSeq and is a predicted model, not a curated record. Gene Ontology annotation, cellular component: extracellular matrix. Gene Ontology annotation, molecular function: metalloendopeptidase activity; zinc ion binding. The transcript has 8 exons.